CGAGUCAUUUUUCAUCAUGGCGGCUUCGAAGGGGAUGAAGCAGUUACUCCAAAAGCAGUUUUUUCCGAGAAUGGUAACUUGGAAUUUACGGACUGUACACGGCCACCAUGGAAAAGUAACCCAGCGAGUAUCGAGAGAAGACUGUGGAAGAAGACUGCCAUAUCCCACCCCCAGGCAUGAAGGGCUGGACUUGUUGUGGGGAUUGCCCAGGAGAGGAUGAUUUACGACUUGGAAGAUCAGCAAAACUAAUCAACAGUAAUGCAGCAAGUUUCAUCAAGAAUUACCCAUUCUUGUUGCAAAAUCCCAACUGCUGUUUGCUUAGCAAAAGUGAUUCUGGCAAAGCAGCAUACUAUAGAAAUCAGAAUUUUCAUGUUAUAUUACCAGAAAGUCCUGAGCAAAGAAUACAAGAAUUGUUUCUUCCCUUUUACCCUUCAAGUAUCAGCACAGUCAUUGGUGACCGUGCUUGUCAUGAACUUACAAUUGGAGAUGCCAGAAGAGCUCCUACAACUUUACACUGCAAAAGGAUCCUAAAAAUACGUCGUAAGAAGAUGAAAAAGCAUAAAUAUAGAAAAAGAAGGAAGCUAAACUUGUACAAGCGCAGAAAUUUAAAGAUUCUUAGAGAGAAAAGGAAGAAGAAGGAGAAAAGAGAAGAAGAACGGAAGAUUGAGUGGGAGAAGGUUCAUUCAGACUGACAAUGUGCACUUGAUAUUGUGAACAAGAAGAAACUUUGAAUUAAAAACUAAUAAUUACGUCUAGGGAGAUUUUGUAAGUUGUUUACAGAAAUUAUCAACAUGUGAUGUCGAACCCAAAUGUUCCAGUGAUGGAGGUGUUUAAUAAGACUUUCCUCAUUACUGCCCUUUGGUGAUCUGCUGCUGUGAAGCUGGCAUUUGUAAUAAAUAUGGAAUGAACCUUAUUAAAAUGACCUUUUUUUUUUUUGUAAUUUUUAUUAUUAUUAAAAUGACCUGCUUAC
Orbicella faveolata is the source of this 970-nucleotide messenger RNA. RefSeq lists its product as uncharacterized. The record is from RefSeq and is a predicted model, not a curated record. Lineage: Eukaryota; Metazoa; Cnidaria; Anthozoa; Scleractinia; Merulinidae.